AUGAGUCUGGUAAACGACUAUCUGAUGUUUCGUCUCCUUAUGGAGCAAGACGAACAGCGGAAAGGUCAGCGUCGAACGUCGUUACGACCACAAUCUCGUCGUGAUUCACUUUUAACACCAAGGGUUUCGAUCUCGGAGGAACCGUUCUGUUCGCCGAUCGUGCCACAUAUUCCGAUCAGACAACGAUUAUCGUCUCGACGAUGUACAAGUGUGGAUAUCGUUGAUGUAGCACCGGUUGUUGGACAGUUCGCCUGUCAGGUGUAUGGUCAAGGGCGACGACGACGGAUGAGCUUGCUUCAGACACUACGACAGCAGAAUCGUCAAUUAAACGACAGCGGACUGGAAAUUCAUCGACAAAGAACUGAUAGCGAAAUACCUAUUAACAUGCUUUUACUGCUUAGGUUAUUUGGAAAGCGUGAGAAACGAUUGGAGAGCUCUUUUCAUACCAGCGACGAGCACUCGCAGUCAUUCGAUGGAAUUGGUGGACGAUCAGGAAAAUCACCAUCAACGACCAACGAUAGUGGCCGAGGCAGUCAACAGCAUUUGGAUCAGGAUCGAGUCGUCGGCGAAAUCGUAGCCAUCAUCGAAAGGCCUAAUGACGAAAACGAAGACGUUGUUAAACCCUACAGACGGAUUCGUACAAGUAUGUGGUGA
This is a messenger RNA of Angiostrongylus costaricensis, 654 nucleotides long. NCBI's taxonomy places the organism in Eukaryota, Metazoa, Nematoda, Chromadorea, Rhabditida, Metastrongylidae. The record is from the annotation of a GenBank genome assembly.